GCCACCAUGGUGCACUGGUCAGCUGAAGAGAAGCAGCUCAUCGCCAGCGUCUGGAGCAAGGUCAACGUGGAAGAAUGUGGUGCUGAGGCCCUGGCCAGACUGCUGAUCGUCUACCCCUGGACCCAGAGGUUCUUCGCUUCCUUCGGGAACCUCUCCAGCCCCACCGCCAUCAUCGGCAACCCCAAGGUCCGUGCCCACGGCAAGAAAGUGCUCACCUCCUUUGGGGAAGCUGUCAAGAACCUGGACAACAUCAAGACGACCUACGCCAAGCUGUCCGAGCUGCACUGCGAGAAGCUGCACGUGGACCCCGAGAACUUCAGGCUCCUUGGAGACAUCCUCAUCAUUGUCCUGGCUUCCCACUUUGCCAGGGAUUUCACCCCUGCUUGCCAGUUUGCCUGGCAAAAGCUGGUCGGUGUCGUGGCUCACGCUCUGGCCCGCAAGUAUCACUGAGCA
Messenger RNA from Fulmarus glacialis (Northern fulmar), 453 nucleotides. Its product is annotated as hemoglobin subunit epsilon. The record is from RefSeq and is a predicted model, not a curated record. Gene Ontology annotation, molecular function: haptoglobin binding; oxygen binding; oxygen carrier activity. Gene Ontology annotation, biological process: oxygen transport; hydrogen peroxide catabolic process. NCBI's taxonomy places the organism in Eukaryota, Metazoa, Chordata, Aves, Procellariiformes, Procellariidae. The coding region runs from base 7 to 450 and encodes 147 amino acids. The transcript has 3 exons. Gene Ontology annotation, cellular component: haptoglobin-hemoglobin complex; hemoglobin complex; blood microparticle.